This is a messenger RNA of Dujonia railenensis, 1923 nucleotides long. The record is from the annotation of a GenBank genome assembly. NCBI's taxonomy places the organism in Eukaryota, Fungi, Ascomycota, Pichiomycetes, Serinales, Debaryomycetaceae.
AUGCACUUUAUAAAGUAUUCUUCUUCAGUUUCUAGAAGGCGUCAUUUUUCGAUCACUAGCAAGUGCUUUCAAGUGAUUGGUGAUGGGGUAAAGGGAAAAGUCACCAAUGCAGCCAAAUUUGUCCGAGAGAGUUACCAUAUCGUAGACCAUGAAUACGACUGUGUUGUAGUAGGUGCUGGUGGAGCAGGUUUGAGAGCUGCUUUCGGAUUAGCAGAGGCUGGGUUCAAAACUGCUUGUAUUUCCAAAGUGUUUCCAACUAGGUCUCAUACUGUUGCAGCCCAAGGGGGAAUAAAUGCAGCUUUGGGCAAUAUGCACAAAGAUGAUUGGCAUUGGCAUAUGUACGAUACUGUUAAAGGUUCUGACUGGCUCGGUGAUCAAGAUGCAAUUCAUUAUAUGACGAGAGAGGCACCUAAAGCAAUUUAUGAAUUGGAACACUAUGGGGUCCCAUUUUCUAGAAAUACUGAAUCAAGAAUAUACCAGAGAGCGUUUGGCGGUCAAACAAAAGAGUAUGGAAAGGGUGGCCAGGCUUACAGGACCUGUGCUGUUGCUGACAGGACUGGACAUGCGCUUUUGCACACAUUGUAUGGUCAAUCCUUACGUCAUAAUACUCAUUUUUUCAUUGAGUUCUUUGCCUUAGACUUGUUGAUGCAAGACGGUGAAUGUGUCGGAGUAAUUGCGUAUAACCAAGAAGAUGGAACAUUACAUAGAUUUAGAGCACAUAAGACUGUAAUUGCAACUGGCGGAUACGGAAGAACCUACUUCGCAUGUACUUCUGCUCAUACUUGUACUGGAGAUGGAUACGCAAUGGUAGCUAGAGCAGGAUUGCCCUUGGAAGAUAUGGAAUUUGUCCAAUUCCAUCCCUCAGGUAUCUAUGGGUCUGGUUGUUUAAUUACCGAAGGUGCAAGAGGUGAAGGUGGGUACUUGGUAAACAGUGAAGGUGAAAGGUUUAUGGAACGGUAUGCACCUCUGGCCAAAGAUUUGGCAUGUAGAGAUGUGGUAGCUAGAGCAAUCACAAUGGAAAUCAACGAAGGUAGAGGAGUAGGUCCCGAAAAGGAUCAUAUGUUCUUGGAGUUGUCUCAUAUUCCAUCAGCCGUAUUGAAAGAAAGAUUGCCAGGGAUCUCUGAGACAGCACACAUUUUUGCAGGAGUCGAUAUUACCAAAGAGCCAAUUCCAAUUAUUCCUACUGUCCAUUAUAAUAUGGGAGGUAUCCCCACCAAAUGGAAUGGAGAGGUAGUAACUAAGAACCCUGAGACAGGAAAAGACAAAGUGGUACCUGGGCUAUUUGCAUGUGGAGAAGCUGCAUGCGCUUCAGUUCACGGGGCCAACAGAUUGGGAGCCAACUCGCUUUUGGACUUGGUAGUCUUCGGAAGAGCAGUUUCCCACACCAUUGCUGAACAAUUGAGUCCAAAUACACCAUUCAAAGGUGCAUUUCCAGAGGACCUAGGUAAGGAAUCAAUUGAAAACUUAGAUAAGUGCAGGAAUGCCAAUGGUUCCAAACGGACUUCAGAGAUUCGAACUGCGAUGCAAAAGACCAUGCAAAAGGGCUGUGCUGUGUUUAGAACACACGAAACUCUUCAAGAAUGUUCCACCAACAUUCUAGAAGUAGACAAUAUGUUCUCGGAAGUCCGGACCUCUGAUCGGUCUAUGAUUUGGAAUUCGGAUUUGGUCGAGACAUUGGAGCUACAGAACUUGUUAACCUGUGCCACCCAGACGGCUGCAGCCGCAUCUGCAAGAACAGAGUCGAGAGGUGCACAUGCUAGAGAGGACUACCCAGACAGAGACGAUGUCAAUUGGAUGAAGCAUACUUUGAGCUAUCAGAAGAGAUCAGGAACAAAGGUUGAGCUAGACUACAGAGAUGUCAUCUCACAUACACUAGAUGAAAAGGAAUGUAAAGCUGUGCCACCAACUGUGAGAGCGUACUAG